Messenger RNA from Caenorhabditis briggsae, 1719 nucleotides. Gene Ontology annotation, molecular function: catalytic activity. The record is from RefSeq and is a predicted model, not a curated record. Bases 1 to 1719 code for a protein of 572 amino acids. Lineage: Eukaryota; Metazoa; Nematoda; Chromadorea; Rhabditida; Rhabditidae. Gene Ontology annotation, biological process: nucleoside metabolic process. The transcript has 9 exons.
AUGGUUACUACUAAAGGUGAUCUAGUGGUUUUGACAUCUCUCAAACAGCACGCCGACCAUAAUAUCGUCAAGAUUCAUCGCGAAGAAACCGCAAAAUCGGACAAAGUUUUGCUGAUUGGAGGUGGACAGCACGCCGGGCUCAUCGUUAAUCGAUUCGAUGAAAAAGUUGCAUAUGAUUCCGAAUCCGCCGCCGACGUCUCCUUGUCGUUCAGUGUCCAUCUGACUGACAAGGAUCAGAAGCAGGUUCAGGAGAAGCGAUCUCUAUACUUUAAGCUUCGAAAAAACGUGGAUUUGGAUGUGGGGCGCUCUGUGGUCCAUAAAUUCUUCAGAAAUCUGCUGAGCAAUCUUUCAGGAGACUAUGCAUCGUUCAUGAAGCGUGCGAUGAUCCUUUUGCACAAAGAGUACGCCGAAAUCGCCGAAGUGAUAAUCGAUUACAAGAUUGUCGACGAGGAUGAGCAGGUCGCCAUUCCCGAUGCCACUCAAUAUGAUUCUGGCUCAGAAUUGGAGGAAGUCACCAUCGGGCACGUGCAGGAGAUUCUGGAGCACGCGUUCCCGAACGGACUGCCGACGUCGACGAUUUCAGAAUGUUUGAGAUGUUCGAACGACGAGACGCUGGAGUUUUUGAACGAGUUACAGACGAAUGGAAUAGUUCGAAUGGUUGGAGACGAGUGGAUUCGUGUGGACACCAGAAAAGUGGAUGAGAGUGUUGAGGCACAUCGGCAGAGUGCCAGUACUAGUGCUGGAGGCACCAACGACCAACCGACAGUCGCCAUUAUUUCUUGUCUUUUCGUGGAGAAACAGGCGGUGGAUGCCCUAAUCGAAGAAUCCUCGACGAUUCACAAGUACAAAUCGGGUGGAGAAUCCAACGUCUACACGCUGGGAAGAAUCGGUUCCCACCGCGUCGUCGCCACGAAACUCGCGUUGAUUGGUGAUUCUCGAGAAGCCAUCACAUCUGCUGGAUCGAUUACGACACGUCUUCUCGGAAACUUCCAGAACAUCGAGCACGUCUUCAUUGUAGGCGUCGGAGGCGCUGUGCCACACUUCACAGAUGCCACGUUGCAUGCCAGACUCGGUGACGUCAUCGUUUCGGCGUCGCGACCACAUCAAUACGUUUAUGCUCAUGAUUUGUUGUUUGAUAGGAUGACGGAGCAGAUAACUGGAUUCGCCAUUCGCAACUGGGACGCCGAGGACAAGACCAUCGAAAACAUUGUGGAAACCGGUGGUCAGGAACUCGUGGACUCAUGGAAUUCAGCUACAGAUGAAGCUAUCCAGUCUCUGACGUCUUCUGCUGGAGACGUCGAAUGGAAGGCGCCUCCAGAAUCGACUGACGUAUUAGCAAUGGCAGUUUCGAAGGGAAACGUCGUCGUGAUGCCACAUCCGAACGAGAAUCGAAAGGGUGGACCCGAAAUUCAUCUGGGAACAGUUGGAGCCAUGUCGGCCAUGAAGAAGUAUGAGAAGACGAUUGGUGGAGAGGAGGAUACCUUGGGACAGAUCCGUGAAUCGUUUGCCGAGUCAUUUGGCAUCCGUUGCAUGGACGCUGGCUUCGAUUCGGUCGUCGGCGCCGUCGUUGGCUCGUGUGUCCGUUCGUGGGCGUUGAUUCGUGGAAUCUCGGAUUAUCACUACGGUCAGAGUCGUGCUGGAAAGGUGUGGCAAGCACAUGCGGCUGCCCGAGCCGCCGGCAUGGCCAGAUGCAUCAUCGAGAAGCUUCCAAAGGCUUAA